CCGAUAUUCAGCGGCGUAACGGCAGUCGAGUUUUCGCAUGACUUCACGACCUCUGAACUCACUGAGCUUCAAAAGACACUGAAGAAAGGCUGGUACAAUCAUCUUGGAAAAUGAAUGAAAAAAUUGAUAACAACAGUGGGCAAGACUUUUUGCAAGAGGCUCUUCCAGUCAUCCAGAAUGAAAUACCGGUAAUCACCUCACUACCAGAGAGCCAGGAUGAAAUGAUUAAUUCAUUUGUUGCCAAUGAUUCACAGUCUGUCUAUGAUGACAAUAUUAUUUCCAGUUCAUCACUACAGAUAAAUGAAAUGGAUAUAGAAUACUAUGUUGUUGACGAAACAAUUGAUAACAAUAGUGGACAAGACUUUUCCCAAGAGGUUCCUCCAGUCAUCCAGAAUGAAAUACCGGUAAUCACCCCAGUACCAGAGAGCCACGAUGAAAUGAUUAAUCCAUUUGUUGCCAAUGAUUCACAGUCUGUCCAUGAUGUAAAUAUUUUCAGUUCACCACUACAGUUAAAUGAAAUGGAUAUAGAAUACUAUGUUGUUGCUGAGGAAUAUGGAGAUAUUGACUCAGAAGCGCAAUCACUGACAUUCACAGUAUUAACAACAAAUAGCAACUUACAGCCAGCCCAUGAAGGAAGUAUUCACAGUGUUUCACAGACAAAUGAAAUGGAUAUUUCUGUUGCUGCAGAGUGUGAAGGUGAAAACAUUGUUGAUGAUUAAUCACAAUCACCAGCUAACAUUAGAAGGAAGAAGGAUGGGCAGUUCUCAAGAAAAAGGGAGGCGGAAAAAUACCAGAAAAGGAACGCUGGCAAGUCAUAC
This is a messenger RNA of Nilaparvata lugens (brown planthopper), 818 nucleotides long. RefSeq lists its product as uncharacterized. The transcript is spliced from 5 exons. The record is from RefSeq and is a predicted model, not a curated record. NCBI's taxonomy places the organism in Eukaryota, Metazoa, Arthropoda, Insecta, Hemiptera, Delphacidae. The coding region runs from base 111 to 719 and encodes 202 amino acids.